UGCCUAGAAAAAGAUCAAAAGUCUUGUAUUAUUACAGAAGCAGGCGAACCCAUUGAGGUCUGCCAUAUCCUUCCCUUCGCUAUAAGUAGGCCGGCCGGUCAAGAGCACUUCAUCUUCUGGAGCAUUUUGUCGGUUUUUUGGACAGAAGACAGAAUAAAUGAAUGGAAGCGGCAGAUCUUUGGAGAUGACGGAAUAGAAGUCUGUCAGAAUUUAUUAACACUGUGUCCCAAUGCGCACAGACUAUGGGGGAGGGCUCGAUUUGCCCUUCAGCCUCUAAGCAUGAGGGAAGAUAAAAAGUCGCUUAAAAUUCGUUUCUUCUGGUUACAGAGUCGAGAUUUCACGAAAAAUAUGAGAAUCACGGCACGCCCGUAUCUCCAUGCAAUAUUGGACUCAGGCCCAAGGCAUGCAAGACUCUUCGAUGGUCUGUCAGAAACAAAACUUUGCUCCGGAGAUACAUUUACAUUGACCACCGAUGAUCCACAAAGCAAGCCUCUCCCAUCUAUAGAACUCUUGCAAAUGCAAUGGACACUCCAACGACUUAUCGCGAUCAGUGACGCUGCUGGUGUCAAUGAUGAGGAGCUUUUUGAUUCUGACGACGGUUACGACGAUGACGAUGAGUAAGCUUCUGUCAAAGGGUCGCUUGCUGUAAAGCACUACUUCGCUCACUAAAGGACAUGAAGCCAGAUGCACAUAAGGAGGCAGAUGAUUUCCUAGGCAAGACGGACUAAC
Molecule: messenger RNA, 729 nt
Organism: Paecilomyces variotii
Lineage: Eukaryota; Fungi; Ascomycota; Eurotiomycetes; Eurotiales; Thermoascaceae
Exons: 1
Source: RefSeq, a predicted model, not a curated record